UGAUAAAAGAUGAUGCAUGGUUAAUCAAAAUCUAAAGCUGAAACAUUAUCUGAAGAAGAGAUAAAACUCAGAGCUGAAAAAGGACAAUAAAUAUUAGAAUCUUUAGAUUAUUUUUUUAAAGUCCGAAAAAAUUAAGUCAAUCAACCUGAAGAUCAAUUAGCAUUUUCUGAGCUUAUGGCUAAAUUAUGUCCUGAAAUUGCUACAAUUUAUAAUUAUAGAAGAGAAGUGCUUUAAACAAAGUUUGAUCAUUUAGGAACACUUCUUUCAGAAUCAAAAAGCUUUGAAGCAUAUAAAUAAUUACUCAAAUUAAUUCAAUCCGAAUUUAUGCUCAUAACUAUACUUCUUAAAUAACAUCCUAAAUCAUAUACUCUUUGGACUCAUAGAUAAUGGAUGGUUUUAAGAAGUUAAGAGAUUGAUUAACUGAUUACUCAAAUGUAUUAUUUUUAUAACAUAUAUAGUAAUUAAGAUAAUUAGUUUAAAUUGAUUGAAGCUAUAAAAUAAGAAUAUGAAUUAUGUAGUAAAAUGCUAGAUAGAGAUGAAAGAAAUUUUCAUGUUUGGAAUUAUAGAAAUUGGUUAUCUUCAAUUUGUGCUUUUGGAAAAGAAGAUGAAUUCACCAAAAAAAAAGUAAACUAAUUAUUUUAUUUAGAUUGAAUAAAAUUUUAGUAAUUUUUCUGCUUAUCAUUUUAGAAGCAAAUAUUUUAUGAAAAAUUAUAACUAAUCUGAAAAUAUAAUUGAGAGAAUUAAAACAGAAUAAAUUUUAGGUUUAAUACCUUUGCCUUUUAAUAUAUUAAAAGAAGAAACAGAAUUAAUUUAAUAAGCAAUCUAUAUCUAACCUAAAGAACAUGGAGUUUAUUUAUAUCACAGAUGGCUUGUUGGUGUAAUAUAACCUUUUGGAUUUACAAAAGUAGAAAAAGCUUCAAAUAAUUCAAUUAUUUUAUAAUUUAAUAGAGCAGUUAACAACGUUGAAAAUUCUUUUGAAUUAUUCAAUAAUGAAAAUGCUCUAAAAAUUAUUGAUAUCAGAGUUGAAGGCAUAAAUGUAAUAAUUUCUUUUGAAGAACAAUAAUUACUUAAUCUAAAAAUCAAGAUUAUCAAUUAAAUAUAUUAAUAUGGAUCAAGAGAAACUAUGAUGAGUGAAGAUGAGUUUUCAAGAUUCUUGGUUCCUAGUGAAAUCAAUAUUACAUUUAAUAAUGAUGGAUUUUAAUUUACAAAUAAAAUUUAAAAAGAAUUUAUUGAUGCUAUUAAUUAAAUUCAUAAUUAUCUUGAUGAUAAUCUUGGAUUUAUUAAGCAAGUGAUUGAAGAGGAAAAAUAAAAUAGGUAAUUUAUCUAAUUAAAUAUAUAGAUUCCCAUAUAUUCAAAUAUUAUAUUUAUUGUAAUUCAAACUUCGUACUUAAAAACUGAUUGAUGCUAGCAAAUCAAAUGAAAUUAUUUAAGAAGCACUACAACAUUGUGAAUAGUUAAAGAAAAUCUAAAAUGAUCAUUAAGCCCAAUUUCUCUAUGAAUUUUGGAGUUAAUUUUGA
Paramecium sonneborni is the source of this 1517-nucleotide messenger RNA. Lineage: Eukaryota; Ciliophora; Oligohymenophorea; Peniculida; Parameciidae. The record is from the annotation of a GenBank genome assembly.